CUCCCACGUGCUACUAUCAAUGGAUCCCCUGAAAGGACUGGAUGAAUCGUCGACGGACGACGAUGCCGCCUCCCAAACAACUGAAGACGAUCCUCAGGUUCCGGAAAGGCAAGAACCAGCGCCGCCGCCAGCCCCAGCCCCUUCCGCGCCCGCCCCUGGUAGCGCUCGCGAACGUCCGCAUUAUGAGCUGCGCCACACCAUGCGGGGGCACACGUCGUCGAUUUCCGCCGUCAAGUUUAGUCCCGACGGCACAUUUUUAGCAUCAUGUAGCAACGACAAAGUAGUCAAAAUCUGGUCACCAUUCACUGGAGAACUCAUCCGGAAUCUGAAUGGCCAUACAAAAGGCCUUUCUGACAUAUCAUGGUCUUCCGACAGUGUCUCCCUCGCCUCCGCUUCCGAUGACCAAACCAUACGCAUCUGGGACGUCGAUUCCGGGUUGACUACCAAGACACUGAAAGGGCAUUCGAGCUAUGUUUUCUGUGUGAACUACAACACAACAUCGGCAAUGCUUGUCUCCGGAGGUUGCGAAGGCGACGUCCGGAUUUGGGACGCCGCGAAGGGAAAAACCAAGAAGACUAUACAUGCUCAUUUGGACUACGUUACUGCUGUGCACUUCAACAGAGACUCAAGUCUUAUCGUGUCCUGUGCUUUGGACGGUCUGAUCCGAAUAUGGAACGUGACUUCCGGCCAAUGUUUGAAGACUCUUGCAGAAGGUCAUGACGCGAUAUGUCAACAUGUGCAGUUCUCGCCCAACUCGAAGUAUAUCCUGUCGACUGCGCAUGAUAGCGCAAUUCGCUUGUGGGACUAUCAAACGUCGCGCUGUCUCAAGACGUAUAUCGGACACAAGAACGAGAAGUAUUGCAUCGCGGCUUGUUUCAGUGUCACCGGCGGCAAAUGGAUCGUCUCUGGCAGCGAAGACAAUAAAGUCUACCUCUGGGACCUACAAAGCAGGGAGGUCGUCCAGGUGCUUGAAGGGCAUAACGAUGUCGUCGUUGCUGUUUCUACGCACCCCGAACAAAACAUGAUUGCGUCAGCUUCUAUGGAAUCCGACUUGACCGUCCGAAUCUGGGUUGACCGCAGGACGUAACUUUCCAUUACCUUACCAUCCGUUUUCGAGCUAUCGUGCGCUUUAUGAUUGAACAUAUCAACUCCCGUGCUUUGUGGAUUGUAUAACAAUAGUGUAAUAUGCAUUGCUGUCUGUUCCGAACGCCUGUAGAUACUGUUACAACCUGUAGAGAGCUAGUAUGCGGAAAGCGACACGAUGAAUCCAGGGACAACCCGUCAUACUGGUUCUGCAUUGAUGAGAUCUGGCAAAACAGCGAGUCAGAUCUAGAUCCACAGGUAGUUUAAGUUACUGCAAACCUUUGGCAAGCUCUCUGUCGGCG
Rhodofomes roseus is the source of this 1385-nucleotide messenger RNA. Its product is annotated as WD40-repeat-containing domain protein. The transcript is spliced from 8 exons. Lineage: Eukaryota; Fungi; Basidiomycota; Agaricomycetes; Polyporales; Fomitopsidaceae. The record is from RefSeq and is a predicted model, not a curated record. Bases 20 to 1087 code for a protein of 355 amino acids. Gene Ontology annotation, molecular function: protein binding.